UCUCUCUCUCUCUCUCUUCGUACCCGAUUCCCAAAAUCAAAUCAAACCACAUUCCAUUUCAGUCUUCUCCUCUGCAACUGCAAAACAAUAACAAUGGCAGCAACAAUGAAAGUGUAUUCUAUUUUCUCUCCUCUUUACUACAGCAAAAAGGGCUUUCAAAUUGGGCUGUGGUUAGUUUGGCUAUGUGGGUUUAUCUUGAUUGUUAUCUCCUUCUGUGCUACUCAGUUAUUGUCUUCUGCCCUUAAAGAUCAGAUCAUAAAAAUGCCCAAACUUUUCGACAAUGGCUCUGGCAAUUGGGGCGGUCCCACAAUUACUAUAUUUUCAGCUCCAAGCCCUUUUACCGGUUCAGUUGGGGCAAGGCAGGCUGUAGCUGUGAGAUCAUGGCUUGGUUUAUCUCCAGAUAUUACUAUUGUUCUGUUUAGCCAAGACCCCUCUGUUUUCUCUUUUGCAGGAGAAUUUGGUUCUCGGGUUUCUGUUGAAGCCAAUAUCGAUUUUACGUUCCUGAAUACCCCCUUCUUUCAUUCAAUGGUUGCCAGAGCACAAGCUUGCACCUCAGAUAUAUCUGUUCUGAUUGAUCCAGAAACCAUUGUUUUGCCGGAGGUCAUUUCCAUUUUGAAUCAUGCUUACAAACUUGAUCAUGACUGGCUCCUCGUUUCUUCAUCACGUUAUGUUUCCAACUUCCCAUUUCACUUGGAUGCAGAUGGGAAACAGUGGCAGGCAGAUGACGGUGCAACGAUCAGAAACAUAGAGUUGCAGGACAUACUUGCUCAAACUUGGCAGUGGAAACGUUGUGAACCGAGGAUGCUUAUGGCAUGGAACAAUGGUGAUCAUCCUUUACAUACUGGAGUCCUGCCUCCUUUUUUGUACGGAAAGGGGCUCCACAACCACUGGAUCAUCCAUGAGGCCUUGUCAUCUGACUUUAGGUUUAUAUUUGAUGCCAGUUGGACAGUCUCAAAUUUUUAUCUGGAUAAUCUUGACCAUAGUUCUAAUCAAUCCAUCGGAGGUUCAAGUGGUUCCGAUGUUGCAAAGAGAGGUUGGGAGAAUGUUGUAAACUCCAAUCUGGGGGUGCUUUAUGGAUCCUUAUAUUUUCAUGAAGCUAAUCAUUCUAAGUUGGUUAGGUUUCUCAAGUGUGAUGGGCACUAUCUAUUUGCUAAUACAGCAGAAAACAUUGUGCAUCCAUGGGGAUACCAGGGAUCAUUGAGCUUAAGGAAGAAUAGAAUCUCCAGGUCCGGGGAGAAGAAAAUUUUAGAUUGUAUUGAUUCUAUUAAAUCAUUUGACGGAAUGAAAGACUGCUCUGUGAAAGAUCACUUGAGGCUGUCAACAUCAUUUUCUCUUCCAUUUUCCCUAGAAUCUCUUCUUUCUCUAUGUGCAGAUAAGAAUAAGACAAUUGUGCUAGCGAUUGCUGGAUAUAGUUAUAAAGACAUGCUAAUGAGUUGGGUUUGCAGACUUCGCCACCUCCUGAUAUCUAAUUUUUUGGUCUGUGCUCUCGACCAAGAAGUUUAUGAUUUCUCGGUUUUGCAGGGCCUGCCCGUUUUCAAGGAUUCAUUUGCUCCAACUAACAUCAGCUUUGACGAUUGCCAUUUCGGAACAAACUGCUUUCAGAGGGUAACCAAGGUGAAGUCCAGAGUGGUUCUGCAGAUAUUGAAACUGGGUUACAGUGUACUUCUUAGUGAUGUUGAUGUGUAUUGGUUUAGAGAUCCAUUACCAUUUGUUAAAUCUUUUGGUCCUGCUGUUCUCGUGGCACAGUCUGAUGAAUACAACUUAACAGGACCCAUAAAUCUACCUCGACGUUUAAACUCUGGCUUCUACUAUGCUCAUUCGGAUGGUUCUACAAUUGCCGCAUUGGAAAAGGUAGUCAAGCACGCAGCUAUGUCCAAUCUUUCUGAGCAGCCGAGCUUCUACGACUCGUUGUGUGGAGAAGGUGGGUCCAAUCGUGUGAGUGAUAACAGAUGCUUGGAACCAGAAACAAACAUGACCAUUCAUUUCUUGGAUAGAAACCUCUUCCCUAAUGGUGCAUACCAAGGUCUGUGGGAAGAAAAAGAUGUGCAAGCAACAUGUGUGAAGAAGGGCUGUUUCAUUCUCCACAACAACUGGAUCAGUGGGAGGAGGAAGAAGCUGGAACGUCAGGUUUUGUCAGGCUUAUGGGAUUAUGAUCUUAGCACAAGGAUGUGUUUACAGAACUGGCACCAGACCAAAUUCACAAAUUAUUUCUAGCUUGAUUGAUGCUUACUUACAUUUUUCUUCAUGGGUAACACUGGCUUUGAUGCGGAGGGGAAGAAUACAAUGAGAUCUGGUUCCUUAGCUGAUAAAAUUUGUCCUCAGCCUUGGAUUUAUCACUGGCAUUAUAUGGCAAAAUGCCAAAAUUUGUGAGAGCCGGCUUUGCAAAAAAAGGAUGAUUGACUGGGGCAAUGCUUUUGAAAUACCUCAAUGAAUUACCACAGUCCCCGUAUCAUUGGAUUAUAACGCUAACAACGAGCUUUUGGUUGCGGGCAAUGCUGAGAUGUGCUCAUUUCCUGGGUCUAGUGCAGUCCAUGGACAGGGAAUCCCGAAGAAAGAAAGAGUUGGAACAGGAUUCCAUUCCAUUUGACUUGAGUGUACAAUUGAAGGAUAUUGCUAUGAGGAUAAUUCAUGCAGGUGGGAGAGAAGAGCAUAUCAAAGUGUAAUUUCUGCAUCUCAAUUACUGGAGAAAUAUCCUGGGAUGUGUAUUGCCAGGCCUGAGGUCUUUAAAAAUCCCCAUGAAUCUAUUUUAUUGGGAGAAGAAAAGUUGUUGCCUGGCCAAAAGUAUUACGUAAUCCCAUCUACCACUGCACAGAAAUUGAAGCGUAGACACUUGAUCAAGGGAAAAGUAAAAGACCCUGUUGUAGCAAAAGAUGCAAAUUUAGAUCUGAAAGAAGGUGCAGAUAUAGGUGAAGAUUUUUCAGAGGAAUCUGUUUGUUCUGCAAAGGACUUCUAUGUCUCCGAGGAAAGGUGGUCUAGAUGUUCACGGAACAAAUAUCGAAAAGGACAAAAGCAAUUUGUACCCCCUAUCCAAAAGCCAAGAAUUUCGAGGGCAUUAAAUUGGCAGCCCAGUUUGACUUCUGUACCUGAGCUGUCUCCAUGAAUUUCUCCAUUACUUGAUGCUUGAUGGUUCUUAUUACUACCAAGUAUGAUCAUCGGGCGUGUAGAUCCUCCUCUGCAGUUUGUUUGCCACAAAAGGAACACAAGGUAAAUAUGCAGUAAUACAUUUUCAUGGUACUCUCUGGUGUUCUGCUAUUCAUCAUGUCAGUUUCUUUGACUAUCCUGACAUUUUUCCCGGAAUCCCAGCCUUAUCGUCUUAUUAGUUGGAUAUGCUUGACAAUCACUUUUGGUUGGGGGUUAACUGCAAGCGAGGGGAUGGGGGUGCAGAAUUUAUGUUUUACCAAAUAGCAAGAGGAAGUUAUUUCGUUCAUUUUGUAUGCUGUUAA
This is a messenger RNA of Ilex paraguariensis (yerba mate), 3443 nucleotides long. The record is from the annotation of a GenBank genome assembly. Lineage: Eukaryota; Viridiplantae; Streptophyta; Magnoliopsida; Aquifoliales; Aquifoliaceae.